AUGAAUCAGCCUAUGGAAGCUCACCACACCACCCAUCAGCCUAUGGAAGCCUACCACACCACCCAUCAGCCUAUGGAAGCCUACCACACCACCCAUCAGCCUAUGGAAGCCUACCACACCACCCAUCAGCCUAUGGAAGCCUACCACACCACCCAUCAGCCUAUGGAAGCCUACCACACCACCCAUCAGCCUAUGGAAGCCUACCACACCACCCAUCAGCCUAUGGAAGCCUACCACACCACCCAUCAGCCUUUGGAAGCCUACCACACCACCCAUCAGCCUAUGGAAACCUACCACACCACCCAUCAGCCUAUGGAAACCUACCACACCACCCAUCAGCCUUUGGAAGCCUACCACACCACCCAUCAGCCUUUGGAAGCCUACCACACCACCCAUCAGCCUUUGGAAGCCUACCACACCACCCAUCAGCCUUUGGAAGCCUACCACACCACCCAUCAGCCUUUGGAAGCCUACCACACCACCCAUCAGCCUUUGGAAGCCUACCACACCACCCAUCAGCCUUUGGAAGCCUACCACACCACCCAUCAGCCUUUGGAAGCCUACCACACCACCCAUCAGCCUUUGGAAGCCUACCACACCACCCAUCAGCCUUUGGAAGCCUACCACACCACCCAUCAGCCUUUGGAAGCCUACCACACCACCCAUCAGCCUUUGGAAGCCUACCACACCACCCAUCAGCCUUUGGAAGCCUACCACACCACCCAUCAGCCUUUGGAAACCUAUCACACCACUGCAGCCUUCAGUUGUUAUUUCUGGUUUAGCAGUCUUCUGGUUUAG
This is a messenger RNA of Indicator indicator, 798 nucleotides long. Its product is annotated as histidine-rich glycoprotein-like. The transcript has a single exon. Bases 1 to 798 code for a protein of 265 amino acids. NCBI's taxonomy places the organism in Eukaryota, Metazoa, Chordata, Aves, Piciformes, Indicatoridae. The record is from RefSeq and is a predicted model, not a curated record.